GCCCUCUGUAAAUUGUAUGCUGCUUCAAGAGAAAAGCUCUUAGAAAGCUGGGAGACGUCUCCUUUUGCCCAGAAAUCUUUGCUCUGCACGACUAAACUAAUAAAAAAAGUUCAAUUAUAUUUCUAAACAAGAAAGCCAAUAAAUACAGACAACGGUAACUUUUUAUGGCCCACCCUGUAUAAUGCCAAAAGUGAUAUUUAUUCUGCGCUUCAUAGCGUUUCAUCAUUUCAUUUGUACUGCGCUUUCUGGCGAACUGGUCGCUUGUCAGUUUGUUUUCUUAACUAUUUGAUGUCGAACUCGAACGUCGAAUCUUCGAGGUCUUAACAUCCAUGAUUAUUAUGAUUAUAUUUCUUAUAAAAUAAAAUUGUUUAAUUUCAUUAGGUAUAUUAAGAUUUGAAAGCAUCUUUGAAUUUGAAAAACAUAUAUUUCUUGUUACCGAACGUCUUCAAACGGAUAUGUUAAAUUAUAUAUUAUCAAAUGAGAAUCCAAAAGGAAGAUUAGAUGAAGAUAUAGCAAGAUUUUUAGCAUAUCAGUUGGUAGCUGCUAUACGCUAUUUACAUUUCAGAAAUAUAGCUCAUUGUGAUUUGAAACCUGACAAUAUUUUCAUCAAUAUUUGUGAUGAUGUAGUUCAUUUAAAAGUGGGUGAUUUUGGUUAUGCGCGAACGAUACCUGACCAGUCAAAACGAAAUACAAUACGUGGAACACCUGCUUAUUUAGCACCUGAAAUUGGUAACGAUGUAUUACGAAAUGUACAUGGUUAUAAUAAAACCGUAGACAUGUGGGCUGUUGGAGUAACUAUCUUUGUUAGUCUGACUGGCUAUUUCCCGUUUUGUGAGGAUAUAGACAUUAUUGAUCAGUUACCAAAUAUACCCAAGUU
Didymodactylos carnosus is the source of this 877-nucleotide messenger RNA. Lineage: Eukaryota; Metazoa; Rotifera; Eurotatoria; Philodinida; Philodinidae. The record is from the annotation of a GenBank genome assembly.